AUGUUGGCCCUCCGCACUCUUCCCCUCUUAAUGGUCGUCUGUCUCUCCUCCAUUUCGUUUGUCGUUGCCGAGUCCCCUUUCCUCGGCUGUAUCACCCAUAUCUUCACUACAGUCAGCUCUCAAUCAUCUCAAACGUCAGCCGCUGCUUGUAUCACCAGAUGCGCGUCCAACACCUAUGCCUUAUACAUCACCAAAAGUUUCAACUACCCUACCAACAACUGUCUCUGUACUUCUGCCAACAUUGACCCCACCGACUACGACUACUCCACCACCACCACCUGUACUGCCGGUGCUGAAGCUGCUGUUUACCGUACAUCCUCCUCCUUCACUUUCAAAGGUUGCUCUAGCGGCACCGGCAUCAUUUCUUCCACUUCUGGGACUGUCGCCAGCCCUGCUGCUUGCUUCACCAAGUGUGCCGCCUACGCCAAUGCCUUCUAUACUCCCAACCUCUUUGGCAGUGGUUACACCUGUGCCUGUGGCUCUGGUACGCUCGCCACCAAUAGUAACACCUGCACCACUUCCAACUACUACACCUUCUCCCACACUGCCGCUGCUGCAGCUAGCGGCUUGGCCAAGAAGAAGCGAGACUUUGAGAAGCACGAGAGGAUGAGGAGGUCGCAGGUCAUCAGGGAGAGGGGAUGGGACUGUCCGAGGGGUAUGAAGGCUUGUAAUGUCAAGGGUGCUUCCGAUGCUUGGGAGUGCGUGGAUCCCGAGGCUGACCUCGAAAGCUGUGGUGGUUGUGCUCACGGUGACUACGUCAAGGGCGCUAACAGCACUGCUGCGACCGGUGUCGACUGCUCUUCUCUUCCCGGUCUUCUCCGCGGCUCCGUUACAUGUUCUAGCGGUUUUUGCCAAGCAUUUGCCUGCAAGAACGGCUGGACUCUCCAUAACGGCGCUUGCUCCAGGUCUCUUACCGUUCAACUGUAG
Molecule: messenger RNA, 927 nt
Organism: Cryptococcus wingfieldii CBS 7118
Lineage: Eukaryota; Fungi; Basidiomycota; Tremellomycetes; Tremellales; Cryptococcaceae
Exons: 5
Coding region: 1-927 (308 amino acids)
Source: RefSeq, a predicted model, not a curated record